AUGGCGGCGCCCAGCUGUGACGCCGGUAAUGGCGGCGCCGCGGCCCGUUACUGCCUGGUGAGCGGCAUCCCGGCCGCGCUGCGCUCCGCCCAGCUCCGCCACUACUUCAGCCAGUUCAUCGAGGCCGGCGGCUUCCUCUGCUUCCACUACCGGCACCGGCCCGAGCGCGCGGCGGCGGCGGCGGCGCCGGGCACUUGCUCGUGCCUGGUGGCCGUGCGGCCCGGCCACGCGCGCCGCCUCGUCCGCAUGUACUCGGGGCGGCGCUGGCUCGGGCCGGGCGCGGCGCGGCUGCCCGGGCGCUGCCGCGUGCGCAGGGUCCGGCUCGGCCCCGGGGCAGGCCCGGAGACGUUUCCCUACGAAGGUGACAAGGCGGCUGUGAGCGAUUCCGGCGCGGAGGUGGAUUUGAAGCGGCUGCCCGAGCUGAACCCCCCUGCGUUCAUGCCACACGGGAAUGUGGGAACGCCCUUGAAAGUUUUCCUGGAGUUGAUCCGGGCCUGCAGGCUGCCUCCCCGGAUUAUCAAGAAAUUGCAGCUGGAUUUUCCCAAGACAGGCUCGUCCCGUAGGUAUGGGAAUGUGCCCUUUGAAUACCAGGACACUGAGACAGUGACAGGAGAAGGAGUUUACACAGCAGCAGGGGAUGAGAUCCCGGAGGACGAGGAGCCUGUGGGACGAGCCGAGACGUCUGAUCCAGUCACUGCCGAAGAAGGUGGGGAGGGACAGGAGGAGGAGGAAGCAGAGGAGUCGCACUCAGAUGAUGACAAUGAUACCUGUGAGGAAUGGGAGCGACACGAGGCUCUGCACGAGGAUGUGACCAAACAGGAGCGCACGGAGGAGCGGCUCUUUGAAGAGGAGAUCGAGCUGAAGUGGGAGAAGGGCGGCUCUGGGCUGGUCUUCUACACGGAUGCUCAGUACUGGCAGAAGGAGGAUGGAGAUUUCGAUGAGCAGACUGCAGAUGACUGGGACGUAGACAUGAGCAUCUACUAUGACAAAGAUGGAGGAGAUAAAGAUGCUCGGGACUCAGUUCGGAUGUGGCUGGAGCAGAGACUUCGCGACGGUUUAGAGGACGGGUCUGUUUCAGGGCAGCAUAUUGGGACUUUUGAGAAAUACACCAAGGGCAUUGGCAGGAAGGUGCUGGAGCAGCAGGGCUGGGUCGAGGGGCUGGGGCUGGGCAGCAGCAACUCGGGAAUGGCCGAAGCUUUGGACAACGAGGGUCAAAAUCCCAGAUGCAAGCGGGGACUGGGGUACCACGGGGAGAAACUGCCGACCUUCAGCAAGGCAAAGAAGCCCCGGCCAAAUGGUCCCAUCCUCAUCUCCACCAUCUACGACGACCCUGAGCCCGUGGACAGCGGUGACCUGCUGCUCAGGCGCCAGCCACCCACUGCCAUGAAGUACAGACAGGACAUGCCCUUUGUCCGGGCAUCCCGUGGCACUCGGGAGAGACCCAGUGCCCCGUCGCACUGAGCAGAGACUGUCACAGACCAUUUGUACUGGUCCCGUCUCCCUCUGGCAGCAGGCUGGCUCCUGCUGCUAAUAUAUUUAUUUUUGAAAGAACCCAAAUUGUAACAAAAACUGCCUUGGUGGGAUUUGUUUUUUUUUCCUUCUACUUUGAACCAUUUCAAGUGAGGGGAAUCACUGCUUGUCCAUUUGUUCAGUGGGGAUGGGGAGUGUCUGAUUGGUGCUUUAAAGCCCAAACUAGGAGGAAAGCUGCAGCCUGAGACCCAGGGGAGGACAAGUACAGACACGGCGGCCGUGGCACGGUAGCUGUCCUGCGGAAAGCUUGCUGCUGGCCCGCAGCCUCGCGCUGCCUGGGCGUGACCAUCCUGCAAUCCCAGGAGAAACUUGCCUUGAUGAAAGACGCGUCCUGGCAGCCUUCGGAGGAGCUCUGCG
Nothoprocta perdicaria is the source of this 1887-nucleotide messenger RNA. It is a transcript of the gene GPATCH3, whose product is annotated as G-patch domain containing 3. Bases 1 to 1461 code for a protein of 486 amino acids. The record is from RefSeq and is a predicted model, not a curated record. Gene Ontology annotation, biological process: negative regulation of RIG-I signaling pathway; positive regulation of DNA-templated transcription; negative regulation of type I interferon production. Lineage: Eukaryota; Metazoa; Chordata; Aves; Tinamiformes; Tinamidae. The transcript is spliced from 7 exons. Gene Ontology annotation, molecular function: nucleic acid binding.